This is a messenger RNA of Paramecium sonneborni, 3262 nucleotides long. Lineage: Eukaryota; Ciliophora; Oligohymenophorea; Peniculida; Parameciidae. The record is from the annotation of a GenBank genome assembly.
UUUAGGAUGGCUUCUGAAAUCUACGACUAAUUAGUAACAGUUUUUACAAAUUCAGAUAAUAUAAUAAGAAACGAGACAGAAAAACAAUUAGUGGCAAGUUUAAUUGACAACAUUUAGAAUUUUCAAUAGAUUGCAUAAAUUGCUAUAACAUAAGAUAAAAGUAAGAUUAUAUUUUAAUAAUGAAUAGUGUAAGAAUAGGCAGCCAGUUUGUUGAACUAAGUUGUUUUAAAGAUGAUUACAACUAAAAAUGGUAGUAUAUUUAUUUCUUAAUUAAUUAAGUUUAAUUAUCAAUCCAUCAUGCAAAUUCUUUGUUAGCAAUUCUGAUGUCUUAAUAAACACACUUGAAAUAUAAAUAAUCCUUGAUAAAGUCAAUGAGUUUGAUAGUUAAAAAAGAUAAAAGUAAUAAAUAAUUUUAAAUCUAGGUGUAAAGACUGAAAUUGAGAAUAAGAUGAAAGAAUUUCUACGUCAAGAUUAAUAAUGGUAAUAUUAAACAGGAAUCUUAUUUUUUAAAAUUUUAUUAGAGUCUUUAGAACUAUAAACCUAUAGUUCGGUGGUAUAACAUGGCUAUGAAUGGAUAAGUGAAUUUUUCAAUUAGACUGCAUAUAUAAUGACUAAAUUGACAGAGUAACCAAAGGAAUUAGCAGAAGAUUUCAUAAUAACAAUAAGAACAUACACAUAAGCAGUUUGUGAUUUAUGUGAAAAAGUAUUUGACAAAAAUAACAGUUAAAAAGAACAAACAUAACCAAUUCAAAAUAUCUUGUUUUAAUUAAAUUCUUUUUCUGGCGUUCUUAUGAUAUUAUUAUCGUAUUCACCUUAAAUAGGUAAGUAGAUUUAAAAUUGCGCUAUAAUAAAUACAGGUAUUGAUCAUUUUGACAAUCAAUUAAAUGAGAUAAAAGCAUAAGUGUUAAAGAUUUAUUUUUUAAGUCUUUAAGUUUUAUUGAAUAGUCGGAAUAAGAAUGAAGUAAAGAAAGGUGCAUUUGGACCUUAUUUAACUACAAUAACAUAAUUGUUAAUUUAUUCUUUAUUGUCCUAUGUUAAUAAUGAACCGAUUCAAUAAAUAUAAAAGUAUAUAUAUGAUAUAAUAUAAUAAAGUAAGCCAUUUUUGGGAAACAUAAUAACAUACAUAAUGAAAUUAUUGGCAAAUUUAGGAUCUUAGACAGAACAAUAUCAAUUAUUUUCUGAUUCUAAGAUAUCGUUAAUAACAGAUGCAAUAUAUCCAUUUUUAAUAACAUCAUAGAAAGAAUAUUAAUAAAUGAAAGAUGAACCAGAAGAAUUCGUAAAUUUAGCAUUGGAUUCAGUAGAUAAAUAGUAAUCAGAUGUUCCAAAGACAGCAGCAGCAUCAUUAUUAGAGACUUUAUGUGAUCAUAUUGAUGGAUCAACAACAUUUUUAGCAAAUUUAGCAGUGAUAAUAUCAUAACAUUCAAUAAAUAUUUUAUCUAAUACUCCAAUGUAAUUUAAAGAGUAAUAAUUAACAUUUGUUCAAGCUUUAUAAGAGAAGUAGAUAUACAUUUAUAUAAUAGGAAAUUAUUUAAAGAAUAUAGUGCAGUUGAUAGAAUUGAGAGUAGUUUGGUUGUAUUGACAAUUAUGAGUUAUUUGAUAUAAAAAAGAAUGGAUAUAGUUUUAUUAAUGGAACAAUUAUUGACUGAUAAUUUAUAGUUCUUUUAGAAUGUUAAAGAAUAGAUAAUAAAAUUAAGACUAUCUUUAUUUUUUGGUUAUUAUUGUGAUAAUUUAUUUAAGAAGGAUACUUAAUCAUAAAAUAUGAAUGCAUAUUUAUAAAUAAUGAUAAGUUUUGUUUAACCUUAAGAGCCAGUAGUACUUUAUUAAUCAAUAGAUGCAUUGAAAGAUAUAUUUGAAGAUGAUGAUUUAAAAAUGAAAACUAAAGAUUUGGUAGUAAUAGUAUUUCCAUAAUUAUGUAAUGGACUUUAAUAUAGUACAUAUGAAAGACAUUUUGAAACAAUAACAAAUUUAUUAAAAAGAUAUCCUCAUUAAUUUUUAUAAAAUGAUAAUUUAUUGAUUGGUUUGGUUUAAAUUUUAACAUAAAGAAUAAUAAUUGAAUAAUAGAAAAUAAAUUCAGGUGAUUAAGAAAGACAUAUAUAUUUAAAUAGAUGUUGGAAUGUAUUAAGAUCAUUAGUUGAUUAAGAUGAGUUUGGUGAAAUAUUAGGAAAAUUAGAAUAGCAUUUAUCAUAAUUAUAUUUAAUGCUUGCUAAUAAUGAUAAAAUUGAUUUUGAUGAAGAUUUAGUAUUAUUUAUAUCUGGAUGUAUUUCUAAAUUAUCAGUUGUAUCAGAAUUAUAAAUGUAAAUAUUACCUUAUUUUUAAAAUAUAAUUAAAAAUUAUUAAGGUAGAUUAUGUAAUCUAUUUGAAACAUUAAAUUAAUAUAUGCAUUUUGGUAGAAACUAUUUUUUGAAUGAAAAUUAAUAAUCUAUAUAUUUUAAAUUGGCAUUUUAGAAUUUAUAAAAUGAAGAUAGUUAUGGUGAUAUAGAAUAAGGAGAAGGAGCAUUAUUAAUUUAAUUAGGAAUAUAAGAAUUAGGUGAUGAUCUUAAAACUAAUAUACUUUCAGAAAUUCUAUUUUAAACUAUUAAAAUUUUAUAAAAAUAAGAUAUGAAUGAACAUUUAAAAUCAAGAAUAACUGGUAUAAUAUUAAGUUCUUUAUAUGCAAUACCUAAAAAAACAUAUGAAAUUUUAUCUGAAGUCUUUAAUGAUGUUUAUAAUCGUAUUUUAGAUACUAAAUAUUCACCAGGAUAUGAUAUUAAAUUAUUUGUUAUAACUAUGUCAUCAUUGAUUCUUAAAUAACCAAAUCUACUUACACCAAAUUUAAUUAGUAUUAUUACAAAUAAUUUGAUUGCUUAAGAAAAAUAUGAAAAAGAUUAAAAAUAUAAAUUAAAUCAGUAAUCUAUAUUAUUUAUAUAACAUUAGUUAUAUGGAUGAUGAAUUUGAUGAUGAAGAUGAUAGUGAUUUUAAUGAUGAGGAAGAAAUGACAUAAGCUUAAUAAUAAACUGAAUAAUUCCUUAGUCCACUUGUUAAAGAGGAUGAAUUUUCUAAAUUCAAAUAAACUCUUUUAAAUGUUAAGAAUACGUAUAUCUAUUAUAUUUAUUUUAGUUUUCCUUAUGCUAUUGAUUAACUUAAAAAUGGAUUAGACUAAUUUAUCAUCAAUAAAAUUAAUGAAUAUUUCUAAUUCAUUAGAGUAGAAACUUAAGAUGGAGAAGAAUUAAGAUAAUUUCGAUAGCUUAAAAAUUUCAAUCGCAAAAAGUAAUUUAAUAAUUGA